This is a messenger RNA of Vitrella brassicaformis, 2760 nucleotides long. The record is from the annotation of a GenBank genome assembly. Lineage: Eukaryota; Vitrellaceae.
UUCCAUUUACGUGGCUCCCGCUGGUCUCCCGAUGGAGGAUGAUACAGGGCGUACAUUGGACGUAGCCAUACGGCAGUACCUCGAGGAGCGGUACCCGCAACUCGCCUACUCAUUCCACGAAGCCGCAAGCCUCAGCGUAGGAGAAGAGAUGCGAUGCAGGCAGCCUCUCCAUCGCAUUGCCCAUUAGAACUGAAGAUCUCGUAUGGGAUGGGUGUGUUGUGAUAUGUGUGUAUGUGGAUUGAAUGGGUGCAGGAUGAGCCUCGGCCCGACGCGGAGAGCGUGUUGCUCAAGAGGUGGCGUGCAGUGCUGCGGCUGCAGGUGCGGAUCAGCGAGUUGGAGGAGGAGAGGGACCGCCUAUCAGAACAGAUAGAGCAGCUGCAGGGCGCAUUCAAAUUCCGGGCGCCUCCCGGUAACUAACAGAGAUCUGCAUCAUCAAUUGUGGAAUGGGAAAAGACCACACACACGCACACUACACAAUGCUAUCCAUGGCGGGUGUUGUGCGCUGCAGAUGCGUUGCCGGCAUCGGGUGCAAGUGCGAGCAUGGUGUUGUGCGGCCACCGGGGGGGCAUCACUGCUGUGGCCUUCCACCCCACAUACUCGCUGGUCUUCACCGCAUCGGACGACGCCACCAUCAAGGUAAGGUUGGUGGGCACUCGUGUGUGUGUGGUGAGGUGGGGUGAGGUGCUGGCGUGUAGGUAUGGGACUACGAGAGCGAUGGACGGCUGGAGAAGACCCUGAAGGGGCACACCGAUGCCGUCAACGACCUGCACUUCGACACACACGGCCACAGGUGCGGUGGGUGGGUGAGGUGCAGUGCAGCCAGCGGCGCGCAUCGCAUGGCGGUUCGUGUCUGGUCUCUUUCGUCUAUGUGGGUAUGACUGACUGACAGGUUUGCCUCGUGUUCGUCUGACAUGAGCAUCCGUCUGUGGGACAGCACCCACAUGGAGUGCAUCCAAGCCAUGCGCGGACACGACAACACCGUCUCGGUGCUCAAGACAAAACAAGACAAGACAAUACACCAGCCAAGACACACACACCGCACCAAGCCGCUAGCUAGAUCAGAUCUAUCCGGGUGUGUGUGUGUGUUGUGUAUGCCUCUGGUGGGAUUGGCGCAGGGAGUCCGUUUCGUGCCGUCCGGCGAGCAGUUGGUGUCGUGCUCGCGAGACCACACACUCAAGCUGUGGGAUUGCGAAACCGGGUGGGUGGCACACCUACGCAGGCAGGCAGCCCAGACGACGUGCGAUGGUGCGUAUGUGUGUGUGUGGAUGGGGAUGGACGGCUGCAGGUAUUGCGUGCGGACGUACGUGGGCCAUUCCGAUUGGGUCCGCACUGUCGACAUCGCACCAGACGGCAAACUCUUCGCAUCUGGCAGCAACGAUCACAAGUAAGUGACUAAGCAUCAACCACACCACACACACACAGAGAGAGAGAGAGAGAGAAACGUCUGCAUCUUCUGAUUGUGUUGGCCAUGUGCUGUGCAUGUGCAUGUGAUGUGCAGCAUACGAGUGUGGUCUUUGAGUGCGCCCCACGCCCUGCACGAGUUGACGGAGCACGACCAUGUGGUGGAGGUCGUCGCCUUCGCCCCCAAACCCACCCUCAUCCAGAUCAGGGACGCACACGCACACGGACAGACGAGCAAAGCACCGCCGUCCACAGCAGGGGGGGUGACCUCUACUCCCUCGCGGAUGGUAAGCCUUCAAUUGAGUGACUGACACAUCUAUACGUCUCGUGGAUUGGAUUACACGUCUGUGUGUGCGCAGCUGACAACGGACACAUCUGAGGGCCUGCCCAGCGACGAGACCAGCCAAACUGGUCGGUUCGUGUGUGUGGAUGGAUGGAUGGAUGGACGGACAUGUGUGUAUGUGUGUGUGUGUGUGUGUUUCUGAUUGUGCAGGUGAUGGCGGGUGUGUGGGCAGUUCGAUGGUGCUGUUUUCGGGUUCGCGCGACAAGACCAUGCGCAUGUGGGACAUAUCGCAGCAGACCUGCCUAUACGUUUUCGUAAGCUCAUACACACACACACACACACACAGCCCCACACCCCGUCGACACACAGACGAACGUUGUGUGUGUGUGUGUGUGUGUCCCGUACCCAACAGGAGGGCCACACCAACUGGGUGCGUGGCAUCUGCUUCCACCCGUCGGGCCGCUACGUGCUGUCAUGCUCCGACGACAAGACCAUCCACAUAUACGACGUCAACUCAGGUACGAUGUCACUUGUGCCUCGUCGGUUGGCUCAGAGGGGUGCCAUGGCUGUCUGUCUGUCUGUCUGUCUGAUGUGUUGCCUGUGUGUGUGUCAGGAUACUGUGUGCGUAGACUGGAUGGCGCCAAGGGCUUUGUAACCUGUGUGGCGUGCAAGCACCCCGCACCGCUCAUCGCCGCAGGUGGGCGGGCCUGUUUGAUGUGCUGAGGUGAAUGUACGUCUGCAUGGGCCUUCGUGUGCGUGUGUGGUUUGUUCAUUCAGGUGCCCUCGACAGGGAGCUCCGGCUGUGGGCGUGUGUGUAGUGUAGUGUAGUGUAGCGAAGACAGACAGCACAAGGAGCACAAGGUGGCCGGCGGGUCACCUUAGUAGAUUCAGCUGAGAUGGGUUUGUGUUCGUGUGUUAAUACGUAAGGGGACUUUUGUACAGACAGACAGACAGACAUACGCCACGCCAGACGCCUGAGCAGUUCGGUGGAUUGGAGGGAUCCACGGCAUGAACUGUGUUGAUGUGUUCAUGUCCAGACACACACACAGUCGCUGUCAAUAGAGCCAGUUCUACCC